Molecule: messenger RNA, 1923 nt
Organism: Anthonomus grandis grandis
Lineage: Eukaryota; Metazoa; Arthropoda; Insecta; Coleoptera; Curculionidae
Product: carboxypeptidase E-like
Exons: 11
Coding region: 380-1819 (479 amino acids)
Biological process (GO): proteolysis
Molecular function (GO): metallocarboxypeptidase activity; zinc ion binding
Source: RefSeq, a predicted model, not a curated record
UCCAAAAGUCAGAGUAAUUUUCUAAAUUCAUUUCGGCGCCUAUGGAUUAGCUUUUUGAAAAAAAUUUUAUUUUUUUUUUAAUUGUGCUCUUAUUCCUAAAUCAUUAAAGCCAAAUAAGUGAAACCUAUUUAUUGUACUUGAUAACAUGUUUAUUUAGUGGUUUAUCAAAAAAUCUAUAAUAUAAUAAUAAUUAAUAUUAAUCAUCGAAACGACGCUUGACGUCACAGCAUCGCGUCGUCCGCCGGAGGCGUCGGGACAAUGUUAGUACGUAGAGUUCCUACGCUCCAGGUUCAGUCAGCGUCGGCGUCAGCUCCUUGCCAGUUCGAUAACGUUCAGCAUCAGAUAAUAAACCAAAUUUAACUGUUUCAUACCAUUUAAUAUGAAAAUGUCAUUUCAAGUGAGUAUUUUCUUAAUUUUCCUCGUCUACAGUGCCGAAUGUUUCGAGUUCAAGCACCACGAUAACCAAGAGCUAUUUUUCGUCUUAAGGGAGGUAAACACCAAAUGCAAAAACAUAACCAGGGUGUAUGCUUUAAACGAACCCUCGGUGCUGGGUAUUCCGCUGUACGUAAUCGAAUUUUCCAGCACUCCUGGACGUCAUGAAGUUUUAAAACCGGAGUUUAAAUAUAUCGCAAACAUGCAUGGAAACGAGGUGCUCGGUAGAGAGCUGAUGCUGAAAUUGGCAGAUUAUUUGUGCGAUCAGUAUUUACAGGGUGAUCCCCAAAUACAGGCUUUAAUCCGUAAUACCCGAAUCCAUUUAAUGCCCAGCAUGAAUCCGGACGGUUGGCAGCUUGCCACUGAUAGUGGUGGUCAAGAUUAUUUGAUCGGUCGCACCAAUAACAAUUCAAUAGACUUGAACAGGAAUUUUCCGGAUUUGGACCGGAUCGCGUUUGAAAAUGAGGAGGAGAACAUCGACAGGAAUAACCAUUUGUUGGAGUUGGUUACUAGGAUUAAUGACCCUUUACAACCAGAAACCAGAUCCGUAAUCAGACUUAUAAUGCAAAUCCCGUUCGUAUUAAGCGCGAACCUGCACGGGGGUGAUUUGGUCGCGAACUACCCGUAUGACGAGAGCCGUUCGGGUAAUCAGAAGGAUGAAUACGCGGCAACACCGGACGAUGACACUUUUAGAUAUUUGGCUUUGGCUUAUUCGACCAAUCAUGCAGACAUGGCCAGUCCAAACAGGAAGGGAUGCGGCGACGUUGACAGUUCAAAGUUCGCCAAACAGGGUGGCAUUACCAACGGCGCAAAGUGGUACAGCUUACAAGGAGGUAUGCAAGACUUCAACUAUCUUUCAAGCAACGACUUCGAGCUCACUUUGGAACUGGGUUGCGAAAAGUACCCACCGGUUUCCUUGUUAGAGCCGGAGUGGGAGAGAAAUAAAAACGCUUUGAUUAAUUAUAUAUGGCAGAGCCACAUCGGUGUAAAGGGUGUAGUGUACGAUUACGACACCAAACGACCAAUCAGCAACGCCGUGGUACAUGUCACUAACGUCACUGGAGGGCAAAUGAAUGAAAUCAAGCAUGACGUCACUUCCGUUUAUGGUGGUGAUUAUUACAGAUUGUUAACCCCGGGGACGUAUAAAAUAACGGUUACUAAAGAGGGUUAUUUGCCACGCACCAAGCUGGUUACCGUGACUAACCCGAGCUUUUCCGAAGCUCAACGGGUCGAUUUUCCCUUGAAAAUUGUCGCGGUGUCGUCCUUUAUAGGAAACGACAACUAUAUAAAUUCAAAAAUUGACGAUCAUUACGCCACCAGAGACCAGGACUGGUUGGCGUGGGCUGAAGAGAGAGAGCCAAUCCUAGAGCCGAUUGCCAUCGCUUAAAAAAAUAUGUUUAUUGUAUUUAAAUAGUUUGUAGAAGAAUCUGUAUAUCAGAAUAUGUAAUUAAUUGUAAACCUAUAGUUGAUUAAAAUUAUUGUUUUAAGUUA